AUGGACGACAACGAGGCCAACUAUUAUCAACAUGAGGAUCAUGACGAAGAAGAAAACUCGUCAGAGGGCGAGGGAGUGACGACAGGCUUCAAUCAUGGCAACGCAGGUCGCGGUGGUGGCAUUGGCAAUUCGAGCGAUGAGGAUGACGACGACGAAGAAGAAGACGAAGACGAGGAAGAAGCACGUAAAAUUGCUGAAGGAUUCAUUGUCGAUGACGACGAGGAACAAGAAGAAGAUCAGGACUCGGAUGGGUCACAGCGUGUGUCAAUGCGUCGAAGAAAACGAAAAAAGAUUCAAGAGUACGACGAAGAACUCGAUGAGGAAGAUUUGGAUCUCCUGGAAGAGAACACGGGCUUAAAGUUAUCGAGGAGAGAGCCCAAAUUGAAGCGUUUAAAACGUGGACGACAAAUUGAACCUGAAGAAGAGAUGCAAGAACCCUCAGUGGACAAGUUCUUUUCAGAUGAGGAAGCUGAACCAGUGGGUGCAGCGGGUGCUGAAGAAGCUCCUAUGGAAGAGGAGGAUACCUAUGCAACUCAUGCUGCGUACCGACGACAAGCGGUUUACGAUGAUAUCAAUGAUUUCAUUGCCGAUGAGGAUGAAGAAGAGAUGAUGGAAGAUGAUGAACGUCAGCACGAUUAUAUGCAUGAGGCACCAACACGUCGCCGAGCUGCCAAGGAAAUGAUGGGCAUUUUACCCGAAGGUCUCGAUGAAGAUGUGUUGGCGGAUAUGUAUGAUAUUUUUGGCGAUGGUACGGACUAUGAUUGGGCAUUGUUUGAGGAAGAGGGCGAAGAGUAUACCGAGCAACCUGAACCCAAGUUGGCUGAUGUCUUUGAACCAAGCGAAUUGAAAGCGAAGAUGCUUACUGAGGAGGAUGAUGAAGUGCGUUUACGAGAUAUUCCUGAGCGUAUGCAAAUUCGUUAUGCUGGUAUGCGCAAGAACUUUGAUACAACGCCUUCCGAUGAGGAGAUUGAAGCUGAAGCAUCCUGGGUGUUCCGUGAACUUGUGAUGAUCAAGCAACUUAUUCAGCCUAGCGACAGCCUUCUUGAAGCUGUCAAAUCCGUUAUCGGUUUCAUCACACGUGAAUAUCUUGAAGUGCCAUUCAUUGCCGAUCAUCGACGCGACUACUUUACCGAAAUGGAUCCUGUAUCAGGCAUCACGACCGAGUUGUUGACGAAGGAUGACUUGUGGAAGAUUUACGAUUUGGAUUUCAAAUAUCAGAGCUUCGCCAAUCGAAAGAAAGCAUUGCGGGAGAUGAUUUCACGAUCCAUGAUCAAUGACGACUAUGUCAGCAAGCUUCUUGACAGCGCUGAACGUCUUGAUGAUCUUAAUGAUAUUUCCGACUAUGUCUAUUACCACUUUGCUGAACAGAUCAACAACUUCCAAAAGCAAUCAAGAGGUCCCAAACGCCCUAUGAACAAGUCGUUGUAUGAGAAAAGUUUAAAGAGCAAGCUGGGUGAUUUCCUUUCGCGUUUCAGCAUUCAAUCCUGGCAGUAUGGUGCCAACUACCUUGAGAAUACCCGCCGGUACUUUCCUGAAGACGAGAUUGCAUCACCUGAAGAAGAAGCACAAAACUACACGAGCUCUUCAGGAUUUUCUGAUCCCUCCAGGGUGUUACGGGCUGCAAAACUUGUAUUGGCCAGUGAGGUAGCUCAUGAUCCACAAACAAGAAAGGCGAUGCGUCGUGAUUUGGAUACCAGAGCCGUUGUCAGUGUAAAGCCAACAGAACGUGGCUUCACCAUUAUUGAUGAAUUGCAUCCCUUACAUCCAUUCAAAUUCUUGCAUGAGAAGCCUAUUGGUAGCUUCCAAAAUGGCGAGUUUCUUCAAUUGUUACAAGCUGAAUCAGAUGGGUUCCUUACGAUCAAUGUGGGUGUGGCCAAUUAUCAAGGCUGGUUUGAGCAAAUUGCCGAAUUCUACAUGUCGGAUGGUUUCAGUGAUUCAGUACAACAAUGGAAUCGGCACCGCCAAGAUGUCAUUCGAAUGGCUGUGGAUGAUCAUUUGCUUCCUCAAAUGGAAAAGUACAUCCGAGAAAAGUUGCGAAUGGAAUCACAAGAAACGAUUUGUGAGGCAUCCUAUCAGACAUUGAUGAGCAAGGUGAAUGUGGGUCCUUUCCGUGGUCGAGAUUCUGAUCGAUACAAGAAUGGUAUCCCACGUGUGAUUGCCGUGUCUUCUGGUAACGGUGACUACAAGGAUCCCAUCAUGGCUGUGUGCUUGAAUCAUCGAGGACGAAUGAUCGACAAGAUUGAGAUUCCUACUUUCCGUGAUGAAAAGAGCUGGAAACAAUUGGUGGAUUUUGUAAAGACGAAGCGUCCUAAUGUUGUUGGUGUUGCUGGAUUCAAUGCUCAGGCUCAUCACGUGCUCAAGCACAUGCAACGGUUGAUCAGUGAAGUCAAUGGCACCCUCGAAUCAGGCACGCCACCUAUUGACCUAGUGGCUGUGGAUGAUGAGACCUCACGUUUGUACAAGAAUUCAAAACGUGCGCAUGAUGAAUAUGGAGAAUACGCUGAGGUGACACGUUACUGUAUCAGCUUGGCACGUCGUCUCCAAUGCCCUAUCCUCGAAUACACAAGUCUCGGCUCUGAUUUACUUGCUCUUCAUUUCCACAAGUUUGAUAGCUUGGUGCCUGCUGAAGUUCGCCAUCACUAUCUUGAACGGGCCUUGAUCAAUGUUGUUAACGACAUGGGUGUUGAUAUCAAUGCAGCUGCUACCAAUCCAUACAUUGCCAGUGCAUUGCCACAUGUAUGUGGUUUAGGUCCAAGAAAGGCACAAAAUAUACUACGCAAGAUUGAAGCUAGGGGCGAGCUUGAAAGCCGAUCAGCACUUGUUACACGAGGAAUGACACCCGCCAUUACAUUUAUGAAUUGUGCCAGCUAUUUGCGGAUACGAGAUGUGGAUGAUGCUGAUAUUUUGGAUGAUACGCGAAUUCACCCACAAGAAUAUGAUCUUGCUCGUAAGAUGGCAGGUGAUGCGCUCGAGAUUGAUGAGGAUGACAUGGAUGAUUACGACACCAAGGUGGCCAUUGUGCGACGUGUCGUCAAAGAAUACCCCAAGAAAUUGAAUGACUUGAUUCUCGACGAUUAUGCAACUGUAUUGCGUGAGCAGUAUCGUGCGCCAAAGCGACAAAUCUUGGAACACAUCAAACUUGAGUUACAAGGCCCUUAUCAUGAUCGACGCAAUCGAUACACACGACCUACGUUGGAAGAGACCUUUACCAUGGUUACGGGUGAGACCCCAGAGACGCUUCGAGAAGGAUUCAUUGUACCUGUCAAGAUUCAGCAGUUACGUGGCAAGAUGGCAAUUUGUUUGUUAUCCAAUGGACUCGAAGGCAUGCUGUAUAUCGACAAUGUAUCGGACACACGCGUGAUGAGUGUUGGAGAUGUAUUGGAGCAAGGAUCCACAGUGAAUGCAAAGGUGCUUCAUAUUGACAAGGAGAAGUUUGUUGUGGAUAUGUCGUGCAAGGAAUCGGAUACUAGGCCGGAUGGCGAUUUAGAAUUGCGUCGUGUACCCAAUGAUCAAUACUAUGACCUCACAGCCGAAGCCGCCGAAAUUAACCGGAGGAAUGCAUUGCUCAAGAAAAAGACGCGUGUUCAACGUACGGUCAACCAUCCUCUCUUCCGCCCCUUCAAUUAUUCGCAGGCUGAAGAAUAUCUUGCUGAUCGUCAACGAGGUGAUUUGGUGAUCCGUCCAUCCUCAAGAGGUGCUGAUCACAUUGCGAUCACGUGGAAAGUGGAUGACAACAUGUAUCAGCACAUUGAUGUGGUGGAGGUGCGCAAAGACAAUUCGGCAUUUGCCCCUGUGCAAUACAAGGUGAAUGAUCAAAUCUUUGACGAUCUGGAUCAGUUGAUUGUCACCUAUGUUGAAGCUAUUGCAGCCAAGGCAGAGGAAUUGAUUGCUCAUCCAAAAUACCGAUCAGGUGGCGUUCAAGCAUUGCAAUCCCAUCUUUCAGCUCUUACUAUGGCCAACCCACGAAUGUCAGCAUACGGCUUUUGCCUAAGCGACAAGCCUGGAUACUUUGAACUCGGCUUCAAGUUAAAUGCCAAAUCACAACCAGCUCGUUGGAUGGUGAAGCUUUUACCUGAUGGAUAUCGAUUGAGAGAUACUUCUUAUCCUGUGGUGAGCGAUUUGAUUAAUGGAUUCAAGCGAAUUCAGUCAACCGAGGCACAAAAACGUCGACAGCGACAACAACAACAACAACAUCAACAUCAUGCACCGCCACCUUCACACCACCAUCACCACCAUCAUCAUCAUCAUUCAGGUUACCGACGAUAG
Messenger RNA from Lichtheimia ornata, 4266 nucleotides. RefSeq lists its product as uncharacterized. NCBI's taxonomy places the organism in Eukaryota, Fungi, Mucoromycota, Mucoromycetes, Mucorales, Lichtheimiaceae. Gene Ontology annotation, biological process: mRNA transcription by RNA polymerase II; transcription elongation-coupled chromatin remodeling; transcription elongation by RNA polymerase II. The record is from RefSeq and is a predicted model, not a curated record. The transcript has 11 exons. Gene Ontology annotation, molecular function: DNA binding; histone binding; nucleosome binding. Gene Ontology annotation, cellular component: transcription elongation factor complex. Bases 1 to 4266 code for a protein of 1421 amino acids.